Messenger RNA from Paracoccidioides lutzii Pb01, 1173 nucleotides. RefSeq lists its product as hypothetical. The transcript has a single exon. The record is from RefSeq and is a predicted model, not a curated record. Bases 1 to 1173 code for a protein of 390 amino acids.
AUGCAUAAUAAUACUCCCCCAAUCCCUCCGGCGGGCCCUCAGAGACCGCCGCAGCGGGAUUCUCAACAAGAAGAAAAGCCACCGCAUUCAUCCUCUGGUUCCUCCUCUAAUCCCUCAGCCGAUUCGUCCUCGCAAAUCCCUUCAAUGGCCAGCAGAAUCCAAGAUUCCGCAUCAGGAUUGCUAUAUAAUACCUUCUCAGGUCCCUCGUCCCGCUCUGUCGCAGACGAUAUAGCCUCGACCCUUGCCGCUGGCCUAACCUUCUCCGGAAAAGGCAGCUUAUCGUCCUCUCCUCACGCUCCACUACAAGCCAGCUCCUCAACUUCGGGGAAUAUCCUCCAGUCUCAUGGAUUAAGCCUAAUGCAGCCGUCAAUUCGAGCUGGCGGAGAUCGAAUGUUCCCUUCUGAAUCAUUUCGUUCUACGCCGUCAUCAACGUCACACGUGCACAAUGAAGAUAAUAAAGCCUGGGAACAAUUCCAGGACUCUACGCAGAAGAACGCCGCGAACAAUGACACACUCCUCCUAAACGCCUACGAUCUAUCUAGCGCGAAAGGGAAAGGGAAAAGGAAAUCACAAGAAGAAACAGACCUCAUUCGCACCACCUCCUCCAUCACCCCUGACCAACCUGGCAACUUCGACUCCGCCUGGCACAACCCCUACACUCCAAACACCGCACACAAUCACAACAAUAACCACAUCUACACCCCCAAACCCACCGAUGGCCAAGCAGUCGUUUCCCUCCUAUCCUCACCCUCUUUCCAAUCAACCGCCUUCACACCUCCAGAAUCUCCACAAUCCGAACUCUUCGAGCUCGACACGUCCAUGCUCCCCCAUUCCUCCUCCACCAUAAGCCCCACUCCUCUAUCCAAACCACCCUUCACAUCCGCAGCCACAACAUCAAUCCCCACCUUCCUCCCCAGCCAACUCAGUCUAAUCCCAGAUAUCGCUUCCAUACUUUCAGCUAUACAACAACAAGAUUGUGACUGGACGCAACUUCCCAGUGUAGCAGAGUGGUUGGAAGUUGACCAGACGUACCAGGAUACGGUGUGGGGAUUUCUAAAGCCAUAUGUGGAGGCGGUGAGGAAGGAGAUGGGGGAAAAGGGAGAGAUUAUGGACGAUGGGCCCGCGGUGAAGAGGCUGGGGCUGGUUCUGGGGCAUUUGAGUGCGAGAUUGUAA